UGUGGGCGUGUAGGAAACUGGUUAACAGAGAUAUUUAAGAGCAGGUGCAGGUAUCUGCAUGUAUCUGUACAGUCAGAGAUGAAGAUGAUCCACACACUUAGUGUAGCAUUUACCGUCGCUCUUCUAAUGAGAGGGUGUGACGCACAACUGGAUGUAUGUGGCAAAGCACCUCUCAACACAAGGAUAGUGGGGGGACAGGAUGCACCGGCUGGCGCUUGGCCAUGGCAGGUCAGCCUUCAUAGGAAUGGUCGCCAUUUUUGUGGUGGAUCACUCAUCAACAAUCAAUGGGUCCUGACUGCAGCGCACUGCUUUGACGAUACUUCAACCUCUGGCCUAACUGUGUACCUGGGCCGACAAACACAGCAAGGACCAAAUGAAAAUGAAGUGUCCAGGGGUGUCGCUAAAAUCGUAAAACACCCAAACUACAUUAGCUCAUCUCACGACAAUGACAUCACUCUUCUGCAACUGGCUUCGACAGUGAGUUUUACUAACUAUAUCAGUCCGGUCUGUCUGGCUUCCUCAAGCAGUACGUUCUUCAACCGCACCGUGAGCUGGGUCACUGGAUGGGGAAACACUAAUGCAGGCAUUUCCCUGCCUUCAUCGAAACCUCUACAGGAAGUGCAAGUGCCUAUUGUUGGAAACAGGCAAUGUAAGUGCCUUUAUGGUGUCUCAGCAAUCACAGACAACAUGAUAUGUGCUGGACUUUUGGAAGGGGGCAAAGACUCCUGUCAGGGUGACUCUGGUGGUCCUAUGGUCAGCAAACAGGGCUCGGUCUGGAUCCAGUCUGGAGUUGUGAGCUUUGGCGAAGGUUGUGCUCAAGCUAACCUUCCUGGUGUGUAUGCCAGAGUGUCUAAUUACCAGAACUGGAUCAAUCAGCAGAUCACCACCAACCAGCCAGGCUUCGUUACGUUCAGCUCCAGUGGUACUGAUGGUGACCUGAGCAUCAGCUGUAAUGGUGUGCCUGCCAUUACGACAACCACUGCCCCUACAACUAUACCAACUGUCCCACCUGUAGUGUGUGGACGUGCCAGUCUGAACACUCGUUUAGGAGGAAACAGCGCCCUUGUAUCUGCAGGCGUAUGGCCAUGGAUGGCCAGUCUGCAGUUUAACGGCAGUCAUGUUUGUGGAGGAACGCUGAUUGCUGAACGUUUUGUCAUGAGCUCUGCCAGCUGUUUUACCAGAUCCCGCAAUGCCUCAGAUUGGACCGUGAUCCUGGGCCGUCUGAAUCAGAACGGUUCCAACCCCAAUGAGGUCUCUAUAAAAGUGGCGAAUUUUACAAUCAGCAAUGUUACAGGCAACAACGUUGCAGUCUUGCAGCUGGCCAUUGCACCAAACCUCACAAAUUUCAUUCAACCUAUAUGCGUGGACUUGGGAGAGACCUUCAGCACUAAUACUCAAUGCUGGGUGGCAGGAUGGGGCUCAGGAGCAGGAGGAGUGAAUCAAACUCUUCAGGAAUUCCAGACCUCUAUUGUGGAUUGUGGAAACUCAAGCAACAGUAUUUGCACAAGUUCUUUGAACUUACAGGAGGGUGAUCAAGGGGGUCCGCUGAUGUGUAAGGUGGGUCUGUCAUGGAUCCAUGCUGCUGUUUUGACUAUACAGACUAGCAUCACAAACAGCAGCUCUAACACAAGCUCCAGCAACAGCACUGCAUCAUCCCGCUUUGCUCGUGCUACAGAUAUCCAGGUCUUUACUAAAACCUCCAGCUUUGCACCAUUCCUGACAUCUGUGGUGGGUUCCUUCCCUCCAAAAGCCACAAACCCCACAAGUGCACCUAUAAGCAACAGCAACUCAUCCCAAGGUGCCUCUAAUGGGUCACAAGUAUCUUCUUCCUUCUCUUUUACCAUUUCUGUCCUGUUCCUCUCACUUGCAGCUUUCCAAAUCUUUCUUUAAGGCAUCAACUGAGUCUUUUGAGGAGGAGGGGCCACUUUUCAUUCAUUCACUGUGAAUAUGACUGUAAAUAUUCAGACACAUAAUCAUAUCCAGCAUUAAAAGCUUUUGUGGAGCAGAUAAUUCAUUUUUACUAUACAAAUGUGAACUCUUAAGAUCUCACACCAUGAAGCUGUUUUCUGUUGUUCUUACACUGUACGUUGUAUGAUUUUCACUGGCAGUACCUUAAAACAAGUGUGCAUAGCUAAUAUUUUGUGUAACCUGUUGGUUUACAUAUAUUUGCAUUGUAGCAGAAGCAAAAUGUACUGUAGUUGUUAUUCAGCAUGGCACUUUAUUGAAAUGUCUCGAUUUGAGUGGUUCAGUUCUGAUACUGACUAAACCGUAGCUUAACUAACAAGUACCUCAAGCUGUACCACACUUGGGACAUUAUUGUAUGUUAAAUAAAUUAAAGAGUACUUUUAAA
Ctenopharyngodon idella (grass carp) is the source of this 2350-nucleotide messenger RNA. RefSeq lists its product as uncharacterized. Gene Ontology annotation, molecular function: serine-type endopeptidase activity. Bases 79 to 1890 code for a protein of 603 amino acids. Gene Ontology annotation, biological process: proteolysis. The transcript has 10 exons. The record is from RefSeq and is a predicted model, not a curated record. NCBI's taxonomy places the organism in Eukaryota, Metazoa, Chordata, Actinopteri, Cypriniformes, Xenocyprididae.